AUUGGGCACCCUGUGUAAACGCAGCCUAAGGGUAAUUUGGCGAACCACCCAUUUUCAUUGGUUAGCGCCCAUGUGGAUGUCUCUUUGCAGGCUAAUGUUGGGCUUCAUGAACAGCUGUGCCUUCCUCUCCAUGUGGGUCCAAAACACAUCCGCCGUUGCCAUGGUGAUGCCCAUCGUUGAGGCAAUCAUUCAGCAGAUCUUGAAUGCAGAGGGAGAAGGUGAGCAGCGCCAGCGAGCAAUGACAGGCACCAGCAACCUUGGCCUAGAACUGGAAGGUGAGGAAGCACAAUAAUGAUCCAUACAUUACCCACAUAACUUAGUUAUUGGUAGGAAUUUAAGAUUUGGAAGAUUCAGAACUCCACAUUAUUCCUACAGAGACUGAGGAACCGUGUGAGAAAAAUGAAGAACCAAUAAGGUAUUUUGGAAUUCCUCUGCAUAUAUUUAAUUACUUCAAAAUGUCCUUACCUUAAAAGCAGUCAAUGAAGAAGGAGAGACCGCAAUCCAAGAUUUUGAUUUGUUUACACUGUCAACAACUGUUUGAUAACGUAAACAUUUUCUUUAGCAUUGUAUCAAUUGUCCUCAUACCUUGUCCUGCUUUAAUUUCACAUUUGUAAUUCUCUUUUUUACCUCUGGUAGAGCAAAUAAGGAACCAGAUGAAACGGAGUACACUACUCCAGAGGAAGCACCCUCUCAGACCAAUGUACGUUGUACAGGUAACUGCCAAAAUAAAGGAAAUAACACCUACGUAAAGUGUCUUAGGGCGUUGGGCCACCAUGAGCUGCCAGAACAUCUUCAAUGUGCCUUGGCAUAGAUUCUACAAGUGUCUGGAACUCUAUAGGAUGGGAUACGACACCAUUCUUCCAUAAGAAAUUCCAUAAUUUGGUGUUUUGUUGAUGGUGAUGGAAAACGCUGUCUCAGGCGCCGUUCCAGAUUCUCCCAUAAGUGUUCAAUUGGGUUGAGAUCUGGUGAUCUGGUUUAAACCCCCUAUGCUCUUUUGAGACCCCCAUUUCAAAAGUCACAGAUCUCUUCUUCUAGCCCUGGUAGCCAAAUUAAUGGGCAACUGGGCAUUUUUAUACAUGACUCUAAGCAUGAUGGGGUGUUAAUUGUUUGUUUUUUUCAACAAAAAAAUUUAACAUCUGUUUUCAAUAUAAUUUGUAUCCCUCGUUUACUUAAGUGUUUCCUUUAUUUUGGCAGUUACCUGUAGAUGGCUCACUUAUCAAAAGCUUAUAACACUGCCAUAGCACUGUAUCACAAUGGGCUAACAAGGUAAAGACAGUAAAUUACACACUACUAUCUAUUUUGUCUUCUUAAAGGCGAUUGGGCAAAAGAUAGAGGGGCGCUACCGGACUAAGAGAGAACACAUGAUGUGCAAGGGGCUGUGCCUAAGCAUCGCAUACGCUUCCUCUAUAGGAGGGAUUUCCACCCUGACUGGGACCUCCCCCAAUCUCAUCUUUUCAGAGUACAUCCAUCAGUGAGUUCUUAAUCAGCUAUAUCUAGUGGUGGUCAGACUUUAUAUACACAAUGCAUAUCACAGGAAGCAGCUGAGGGGAGAACGGCUCAUAAUAAUGGCUGGAACGGAGUGAAUGGCAUCAAACACUUCGAAACCAUGUGUUUGAUGUAUUGAUACCAUUCCACCUAUUCCGCUCCUAUCAUUACCACAAGCCCGUUCUCUCCAAUUAAGGUGCCACCAACCUCCUGUGACAUAUCCCUAUACUGUAUGCAAUAGAAAUCUUGAGAAUGCAUCGUAACAGAGGAAUACAAGUGGCUUGGUCAAUGAUUCAUAGAGUAUGAUAGAAAGGGUUGCACUCUGUACGGUGCAAUACUGCUGUAUACUUGAACAUGCUAAAAUGUUUAUUAUAUUCUACUGAGCCAUUUACUUCAUGUUCGUAUUAUUAUAUUUCAUUAUUUAUUGUUGUUGCAUUGUCGAGUAGGAACCUUUUAGUAAGCAUUUUGUUGGACGGUGUAUACCAUGUAUCUUGUACAUACAACUAAUAAAACUUGAAACAUCUCCAUUCAAUGACAGGUUUUACCCAGAAUGCACCUCCGUAAACUUUGGAAACUGGAUCGUCUUGUGUCUGCCAAUCAGCAUCAUUGCUUUGCUGUUGUCAUGGAUAUGGCUGCACUGGAUGUUCAUCGGCUCAGAGUGAGUAAACACCAUUUCAAGGCGUUAAUGAGCAUUUCACCAUUUCUUCACUCAAUACUCCAGUUUCUCGCUUGUCUCAUCAGAUCACUGUUGUCGUUAACCUAAAUCGGCCUCAUCCUUGACCCUAAGUAUCACACCUUAUCCGUUCGGUGUUCUUUCCUUGCCAUUCCUCCCUCCCAUCACUCUCUCUUUUAUGUCUUAACUUCUCACUCAAACACUAUUUUACACCAGGGCUCUCUGCCUGUCACUGUAAAGGUAACCACCAGUCCCACAGGGCAGACUGGCCUGCAUGAGUAAUUUAUUAACUGAAAGGCUUACUCAUGAUACAACAAGAGAGAAUGGGUUAAUCAUCUGUACAGCACGUGUCAAACUCAAGAGCCCAUUUAAUCCUGCCCGCGGCAACAUUCGUUGUUUUUUUUCUGGAAAAAACGAUCAUUGAAAUUACUAAAACCAAUUUGAAACUGUGUAGAAAUCAUAAUGGACGUACAUUUAUAGUUUCUUCACUCGGUCCAGCUUGCCAACAGUCAUCGAAGCAAACGCUAGAAAGUCAGGAAGCAUCGACAAUUGGUAACAGUCAUCUAAACAAAAGCUAGAAAGUCAGGAAGCAUCGACAAUUGGUAACAGCCAUCUAAACAAAAGCUAGAAAGUCAGGGAGCAUAGAAAAUUCCAAAAGCGAUGGAUAAAGAACAAUGUUUUGCAAAUUUUGAGGAAAUAUAAUCAAUUUUAAGUGCGGCCUUCCGGACCUAGCCUCGUACACACCAUCCUGAUCUCGCGAGCUCACAUUAUGUUUCGCUACACGGAUAGCGAAACAGAAUGUGAGCUCAUGAGAUCAGGAUGAGGCUACUCCGGACCUUGGUCACGAUCGAAUGUGGCCCGUGGGCAAAAAUUAUUUGAAACCCUUGGUCUACAUAAUUGGGGGAAGCCCCAUUAACGCAUUGCUGACUGUCAUGUUAAUUGUCCUGUUUGAAGCAGUUGUUUUCCCUGAAUGGCACAACUAUGUUUGUAUGCUUUGAAAAAUGAAUUGCAUUGCAGGCAUGUCUUCCUUCAACAAUGUAAUGUGUUCAAUAAACCCAUGCAGCUUCAGGGUGCUGUUCCGUCCUAGUGGAGAGCGCUCCGAGAGAGAGACUGCAACAGCCAGGGUCAUAGAGGAGGACUACAACAAGCUGGGGCCUACGAGGUGACCCUUAAAGCUUUACCCCCUCUUUUCUUGUUUGAAUAUCUGUGUUGAUUAGAAAGUUCACGCAUACUUUUGUUUGAGAGUGUCUGUGUAUUGCAGGACAUCCGAUCCUAACAACCUGUUUUCUUCCCCCUUGUUUCAGUCCCCAGGAGGUUGUGACCGGGGUGAUGUUCAUCCUGAUGGUGGCGCUGUGGGUCUUCAGAGACCCUGGAUUUAUGCCAGGCUGGGCCUCAACCUUCCUCCCUCAGUGAGUUCAAUACCCUCUUCUACUAUAACUUUUGCAGCGCAGCGCCACUCCCCAGCAACGCAUGUUUUAAAAAGGUUUUGUGAAAUGGGACUAAAAAGGCACAUGUCCUCAUUCUCUUCAUAUAGAUAUGCGGGCUAUAUCAGUGACGCCACUGUGGCCCUACUGCUGGGGCUCGUGUUCUUCAUCAUGCCAGCACACAAGCCUUCUGCAGAUAAACACGGUAUCAAAUAUGGUACGGUACCCCGAAUAGCAUUACACCUGGGCAUACUCACAGAGAUGGUCACUCAUAAGAAUGAUAACUGGCUACAAUUUAACAGUAAAGCGUUUCCCCAGUGCACCCACAAUUUUUCUUGUCGUCGCAUAAACUAUUGCACAGAUUGUGUUUCUGUGGCAGCGUAACACAGGCUUCAUGAUGGUUCAACUUUCGGUUUCUCUGUUUCUAGAGGCCAUGAUCUCGUGGAAAGAGUUCCAGGCCUGUAUGCCAUGGGAAGUCACCCUACUUGUUGGUGGGGGCUUUGCACUUGCUGAGGGCACCCAGGUACCAUCUAGUCUAAAACCUUUACGCUCCAGCCAUAUCAUAAUCUCAGUGCUUCAAUGUGUCAAGGAAAUUAGUCACCCCUGUGUUAAAAGUAUUCCAAGCUUCUUAGGCUAUUUAGACAGGAAGCCCAAUUCUGAUCUUUUUUGACCAAUCAGAUCAGUAUCUGAAAAAGAUCUGAUGUGAAAAGAUCUGAUGUGAUUGGUUAAAAGACCAAUUAGUAGAAUAAAUAUCAGAAUUGGACUGCCUGACUAAACGCAGCCGUAUAGACCAUGCCCUACUUAUACAGCCAAAGGUUUGUAGCUAUCGCACUGAUGUUGUCUGACGCUACUGUCACAUUUCUUUGUGUCAUUUGUAUGAAUAUAGAAUGAAUGUAUACUAGGACGAAGGCUAGACAUCCACACGCUGUCAAUGUAUGGGGAAAUGUCCCAUGACGCUCGCUAAUAAUAAAACGUAUCUACAGCAUUCCUACAGUCUGUCUGUCCCAACUGCAGGUGUCUGGUCUGUCCUCCUGGGUGGCAAACCUGCUAUCUCCUAUGGGGAGCCUCCCCAUCAUAGCAACAGUCACCAUUGCCUGUGUCCUUGUCACCUCAGUCACAGAGCUGGCCAGCAAUGCAGCCACCAUCACCAUCUUCCUCCCCAUCCUUGCCCCUCUGGUGCGUUCAGAGAUAUAUUUUCCUCUGAGUUAUGAAUUAUUUGAUUGCAAUAUUAUUUAUUUCCUGUUUAUCCCUUUGUUCCACUGUAAAUUGUCUGCUAAAUGACAGAAAUGUUAUGCAAUAUAAUUUCUCAGUGGCUAAAAACCAUUAAUGUAAUGGAACGGAUACUGCAGUUGGGGGAUCAUUAGCUGCAAUAUGAACAUGUUGCAAAAAUAACUUAUUCUGCUACUAUAAUAGACAUACAAAAAACAAAACAAAAAACGGUUUCUUGUUUUGACGUGUAUCUGAAUGCCUCUUCUUUCCCAUGCUCCAUGAAUGGCAGGCCGAAACUAUCCGUGUGAACCCGCUCUACAUAUUGAUACCCACAACCCUCUGCACAUCCUUUGCCUUCCUGCUUCCCUCAUCCAACCCUUCCAAUGCCAUUGUGUUUGCCUAUGGCCACCUCACCACCAUGGAUAUGGUGAGUGCACAUCGCCUCAAAGUAUAUGCACUACACAUAGGCCAGUUUCAAAGAACCAGGUUGAAUUAAUCCAGAAGGGCUAGUUCUGGUUUAGUUUACCCGGUAUACAACACAAACCCUCAUUAGUACACAGGUCAAAGCCUGUUGACCUACCACUAGGUCUGGCGCCCAGGCUAAUGAAUGCUAACCAUGGCUUUAUGCUUGUCUAAUGCUGCUUGAUUAUUGUCAUUUCAGGUGAAGGCGGGGAUUGGUGUGAAUGUAAUCAGUGUCCUUGCAGUGUUAUUGGCUGUGACAACAUGGGGAAUUCCACUGUUUGACAUGGAUACUUACCCUGAUUGGGCACCUACUCCACCCACGUCAAACAUCACUGGAUGGUGAAGUCAGUCAGGAAAACACUAAAUACGGUGCCGUAGAGUGUUUGUCUAAUGCUGCGUUCAUGCACUCUUCAGAAGUUGGACACUGUACUAUCUGACAAGGAAAGUCAAGGUACAACCAUAUUACCACAAUGUUCCCCAAUUGAAUUUCCAACAUGGAAGCUGAUAAGUGAAGUUGGAUGGAGCUUUCCAGGAGAAAUUACAAAAUGUCCAAUAACAGAUGAUAACAGCAUUACUGUCAGGAAAAUACUUAAAAUGGUCAAUGGCAGAAUGUAUCCUUUAGUUGCACUCCUAAACCUCACCUCAAGCUCAGCCCCAACCAUCCUCCCUCUCGGGUUCUAUGUUAGGAUCCAUUCUAAUAGGGAGUUGGGGCUAAAGGUGAGGAUUCUUCAUGUGCCAGAAUGUUUAAUUUAUUGGACGUCUCACUGAUCCUUUAACACAAUAGCAGGGGAGACCAUUUAGAAAGAAAUCAACUUCUGCAGGAAAUAUUUACAAUAAAUUAAUCGACAUGUAUCAUUGUUUUUGUAUAGGAAAUAUAAUUUUGUAUUAUGAAUACAGGACAUUGUUGCUCCAAGGACGAAUUGAUUUCAGUUCAUUUGUGCACAAUGUCUUUUAUUUUCAAUGCUGAAGCGUGACAGAGAUCAUGAGCUCCUGAUUACCCCAACGACAGAGCAAGGCAGUGAGAAGCUAUUUUUGACAACAAUAACAUGGAAUCCCAAUGCUCUGAAUCGAUGUUUGUUUAAUAUUUUAUUAGGAUCCCCAACAAGCCGCUACCAAGGCUCUUCCUGUGGUCCAAACAGGAA
Molecule: messenger RNA, 6395 nt
Organism: Coregonus sp. 'balchen'
Lineage: Eukaryota; Metazoa; Chordata; Actinopteri; Salmoniformes; Salmonidae
Source: the annotation of a GenBank genome assembly